Messenger RNA from Neoarius graeffei (lesser salmon catfish), 1302 nucleotides. RefSeq names its product glutathione peroxidase 3 (gene gpx3). The transcript is spliced from 5 exons. The record is from RefSeq and is a predicted model, not a curated record. Gene Ontology annotation, molecular function: glutathione peroxidase activity. NCBI's taxonomy places the organism in Eukaryota, Metazoa, Chordata, Actinopteri, Siluriformes, Ariidae. Gene Ontology annotation, biological process: response to oxidative stress.
GAGAGACAGAGAGAGAAAGACAGAGUGAGACAGACCAAGAGAGAGAACAGAGAGACAUAUUGGAAAAACUGAGUUUCUCCUGAUGGAGACCCAGAAAAACGUCUGGGUCUCUGUCCUGCUCCUGGUGGCUGGUUUACAGCUGAAUGUUACUGCAGGAUGCAACACUCAGUUAUGUAACCAGGCUGUGGUAGGCUCCAUAUUCGACUAUGGAGCGAAGAGCUUGAAUGACAGUGUAUACAUUCCCUUCCGUCAGUAUGCUGGGAAAUAUGUCCUCAUUGUCAAUGUGGCCACCUUCUGAGGACUUACAUCCCAGUAUUUGGAACUGAAUGCACUACAGGAGACGCUAAAAGAUCUGAACUUCAUCAUUCUCGGAUUUCCUUGUAAUCAGUUUGGGAAACAGGAACCUGGGGCUAAUCAUGAGAUCUUAUCCAUCCUAAAAUAUAUCCGUCCAGGCAAAGGAUUUGUUCCAAACUUCCAACUCUUUCAACGUGGUGAUGUGAAUGGCGAAAAGGAGCAAAGCCUUUUCACUUUCCUGAAGAAUGCCUGCCCACCUGCCGGUGACAGCUUUGGAAACCCCACUGGCAGACUGUUUUGGGAGCCAGUGAAAAUCAGUGACAUUAAGUGGAACUUCGAGAAGUUUCUGGUGGGCCCUGAUGGAAAGCCAAUAAUGAGGUGGUUUCCAAGUGUGAACGUUUCUGAAGUCCAGGCCGACAUCACGAAAUACAUCAAAUCAGCAUUAGUCCAAUAACUAAUCAACUCCAGAAUCUAAAAUUUCACAAAGUCCUCAGAUAACACUUCUAUAAUUUGUAUCUUUCCAAGUGGUUAGAUGAUGUUCUAUUGUGCCAAAAGUGUGAGAGAAACCAUUUUAAAAUUAGAUAAUCAAGUUUUAAGGUCAGUGUUCUUCAAUCCUGCUCCUUCAGGACCACAGAACUGACUGAUUUCUCGAGUUGAUUUGGGUCUGUUGAGAUGAAGAAAUUAUUUGGUUGUGCAGUAUUGUGGCCUUUCAGACUUCGGCACAUAGAAUACAGCUUUAGAUUUAAAAAAUAAUUAUAAGCGAUUCCUUUAGUGAGGCAAGUAGGAGCAUGGCACUGUGGUGGUUCUGGAGAUCUGGGUAUGUUCAUGAAGCUCAGGCUUAAAAGCAGGACUUUCUGCAAAGUCUGAUUGGAGACUGAGGGAUAAGAGCAGCUCUUCAGUGCAUUCAGGCUGCUUGGUUCUACUCAGACAUGUCUGGUUCUCCAGAGUGACCCAUCAAACCCUGCUCCCACCUGCAAGGGGAUCUUGUCAAUAAAGCAUUUAAGAAAA